Messenger RNA from Protopterus annectens (West African lungfish), 5555 nucleotides. RefSeq names its product plasma membrane calcium-transporting ATPase 2. The transcript is spliced from 23 exons. Gene Ontology annotation, biological process: regulation of cytosolic calcium ion concentration; calcium ion transmembrane transport. Bases 841 to 4704 code for a protein of 1287 amino acids. The record is from RefSeq and is a predicted model, not a curated record. NCBI's taxonomy places the organism in Eukaryota, Metazoa, Chordata, Ceratodontiformes, Protopteridae. Gene Ontology annotation, cellular component: intracellular membrane-bounded organelle; postsynaptic density membrane. Gene Ontology annotation, molecular function: ATP binding; PDZ domain binding; P-type calcium transporter activity.
UUAAAGAUCAGCAGUGAGAGAGCCUCUCAUUUUUGGUUUUCUUUCUCUAUUAAGAGGCUGUCCCUCCUCAUCCACAGAAUAUAUGCCUUUACGCAAAGCAAAGUUUAAAUUAAUUUAGGGAAUGUUUAAGGCUUUAUAGGCUUCUUCUUUUUUUUUUUUUUUUACUCUGGUUGAAUGAAAAGAUUGAUGCAGUGGAGUAAACCUGAAGUUCACAGCAGAAGCACUUCCAGCCUGCAGCAGUAAUAGUUGUGUUAUCAAUAUUCAUGAGCCGUCUCAUUUAGUUGGGACUCAUGGGACUGAUAAAGUAAGGCACGGUGCUCUGCUGCUGAAGAAAACUGUACAAUGUGACAUAGAUAGGAACAUCACGGGCUGCAGUAGCAGCUACUGCAAAAGGCUUGAAUGCUUUUUUGCAGCAAGAGCUUAGACGUCUUUAAAACUAUAUGAUUUAGUGGCUGCAAAGAUGCUCUGGACCUGUGUGUGAAUUCAGUACUUUUAACCAUUUUUUCCAUGUUUUCCCCCCAAAGGUUGAGUGCAUAAGAUGACCAUGUAGGAUAUUACAGCCUGGGACAACAACCAUCAUGGGACAUGGUUUCUGGAAUGGAACUGGACUGCAGCCGUGAAAGCAGAUACACUGUUCCGGACUGUUACCUUUGCAGAAUUAUCUUCAAGCUCCCCAAAGGUCGAGUCCUUCGUCAAGAGAAGGAGAUAUAUUUAAGGCAGACUGGAUUCGUUUUAUAACCAUCACGGUUGAAGUUUAUACUGCAGGUGUCUGUAAUGGUCUACAACUAGAUUUUGUUUCCUUAUUCUACAGCUUAUACAAAGCAAUACUGUAACGCAACAAUGGGUGACAUGUCAAACAGUGAUUUCUACGCAAAGAACCAAAGAAAUGAGGCCAACCAUAUGGGUGGCUUUGGUUGCACUCUGGAGGAGCUACGUUCCCUUAUGGAACUUCGAGGAAGUGAGGCAGUGAUUAAAAUCCAGGAGUGCUAUGGAGAUACUGAAGGGCUCUGUAAGCGUCUGAAGACAUCACCUACAGAUGGAUUAUCAGGCAAUGCUUCAGAUUUAGAAAAACGAAAGCUGGUUUAUGGACAAAACUUUAUACCUCCAAAGAAGCCAAAAACUUUUAUACAGUUAGUCUGGGAAGCAUUACAAGAUGUGACUCUGAUAAUCUUGGAAGUUGCAGCCAUUAUAUCUUUGGGCCUUUCUUUUUAUCACCCUCCAGGACAGAGCAGUGAUGUUUGUGGUACUGCCUCAGGUGGUGCAGAAGAUGAAGGUGAAUCACAAGCUGGCUGGAUAGAAGGUGCUGCUAUCCUGCUCUCAGUUAUCUGUGUUGUCCUUGUCACUGCCUUCAAUGACUGGAGCAAAGAGAAACAGUUCCGAGGUCUACAAAGCCGCAUUGAGCAAGAACAGAAGUUUGCUGUUGUCCGAGCCGGCCAAGUCAUCCAGAUCCCAGUAGCAGAAAUAGUAGUUGGGGACAUUGCACAAAUUAAAUAUGGUGAUUUGCUUCCUUCUGAUGGAAUUUUACUUCAGGGAAAUGACCUCAAAAUUGAUGAAAGUUCACUUACUGGGGAAUCUGAUCAUGUCGGAAAGUCUGCAGACAAAGAUCCCAUGCUGCUUUCUGGAACUCAUGUCAUGGAAGGCUCUGGAAAAAUGGUGGUCACAGCUGUGGGUGUUAAUUCCCAGACUGGCAUCAUCUUCACAUUGCUGGGAGCUGGGGGUGAAGAGGAAGAGAAAAAAAGCAAGAAAGGUGAAAAACAGGAAGAAAGUCAAGUUAAAGAGACAACCCAUCCCUCAUCCCACCCUGCUCCAGCCACAGAUGGUGCAACAGAUGCAAAUGCCACACCUAAUGCAAAUGCCAACGUAGUCAAUGGCAAAAUACAGGAUGGAAAUGUGGACAGCAGUCAAACUAAAGCCAAGAAUCAAGACGGCGCUGCCGCCAUUGAGAUGCAGCCGCUGAAGAGCGCAGAAGGGGGAGAAGGAGAUGAGAAGGAGAAAAAGAAAAGCAGUACAACGAAAAAGGAGAAGUCCGUUCUUCAGGGCAAACUCACCAAGCUGGCCGUACAAAUUGGCAAAGCAGGCCUGUUGAUGUCCGCAGUCACUGUCAUCAUCCUUGUCCUCUACUUUGCCAUUGAAACGUUUGUGGUUAAUAAAAGACAAUGGCUGCCCGAAUGCACUCCCAUAUAUAUCCAGUACUUUGUCAAGUUCUUCAUCAUAGGCGUCACAGUCCUUGUAGUUGCUGUUCCCGAGGGGCUUCCACUUGCUGUCACCAUAUCUCUGGCAUAUUCUGUAAAGAAAAUGAUGAAGGAUAAUAACCUGGUUCGACACUUGGAUGCCUGUGAGACUAUGGGUAAUGCAACCGCCAUCUGCUCAGACAAGACAGGAACAUUAACCACAAACAGGAUGACAGCUGUUCAGCUCUACAUUGGGGACACGCAUUAUAAGGAGAUCCCAGAUUCAGAUUCCUUGCCAGCCAAAACGCUCGAUAUACUGGUUAAUGCAAUUUCUCUCAACAGUGCCUAUACUACAAAGAUCCUGCCCCCAGACAAGGAAGGAGGAUUACCUCGCCAGGUUGGAAACAAGACAGAGUGUGGGCUGCUGGGACUUGUCAUGGAUCUGAAACGUGAUUACCAGCCUAUUCGGGAUAAGAUUCCAGAAGAAAAACUGUAUAAAGUUUACACUUUCAACUCAGUUCGAAAAUCCAUGAGCACAGUAAUUAAACUAGCAGACAACAGCUUUCGAAUGUACGCCAAGGGAGCAUCUGAAAUUGUCUUAAAGAAAUGUUCCAAAAUUGUAAACUCUGCUGGGGAACCUCGUAUCUUUAGACCCCGAGAUCGUGAUGAAAUGGUUAAGAAAGUGAUAGAACCAAUGGCUUGCGAUGGAUUGCGGACCAUCUGUGUGGCAUAUCGGGAUUUUCCUGGCAACCCAGAACCAGAGUGGGAUAAUGAGAAUGAUAUUUUAACAGAUCUAACGUGUAUUGCGGUGGUUGGCAUUGAAGAUCCAGUAAGGCCUGAGGUACCCGAAGCCAUUAGAAAGUGCCAGCGAGCUGGUAUCACUGUCCGCAUGGUCACUGGGGAUAACAUUAACACCGCUCGUGCCAUUGCCAUCAAAUGUGGAAUCAUUCAUCCAGGAGAGGACUUCCUCUGCUUGGAGGGCAAAGAUUUCAAUAGAAGAAUUCGAAAUGAGAAAGGAGAAAUUGAACAAGAACGAAUUGACAAAAUCUGGCCAAAACUGCGGGUACUUGCACGUUCAUCUCCUACUGAUAAACACACAUUGGUAAAAGGAAUUAUUGACAGCACACAGUUAGACCAAAGACAGGUUGUGGCAGUGACAGGUGAUGGGACCAAUGAUGGACCAGCUCUAAAGAAAGCCGAUGUGGGAUUUGCUAUGGGUAUUGCUGGUACAGACGUGGCAAAAGAGGCCUCAGACAUUAUCCUAACAGAUGACAAUUUCAGCAGUAUUGUGAAGGCAGUGAUGUGGGGCCGCAAUGUCUAUGAUAGCAUCUCAAAGUUCCUACAGUUCCAACUCACUGUCAAUGUGGUUGCUGUGAUUGUGGCAUUCACUGGUGCAUGCAUCACGCAGGACUCGCCUCUUAAAGCAGUGCAGAUGCUAUGGGUUAACCUUAUUAUGGACACCUUUGCCUCACUGGCUCUGGCUACUGAACCACCAACAGACUCGUUGCUGAAUCGAAAGCCAUAUGGUAGGAAUAAGCCACUUAUCUCACGCACCAUGAUGAAAAACAUCCUCGGUCAUGCAGUUUAUCAGCUUACGCUUAUCUUCACAUUACUCUUUGCAGGUGAAAAGCUGUUCUUCAUCGACAGCGGUCGUAAUGCACCCCUUCACGCCCCUCCGUCUGAGCACUACACCAUUAUCUUCAAUACAUUUGUGUUGAUGCAGCUAUUUAAUGAGAUCAAUGCAAGAAAGAUCCACGGAGAGAGGAAUGUCUUUGAAGGCAUCUACAGGAAUCCUAUAUUCUGUAGCAUUGUACUGGGUACUUUGGCAAUCCAGAUUGUUAUUGUGCAGUUUGGAGGGAAGCCAUUUAGCUGUGCCCCACUCACAAUUGAACACUGGUUGUGGUGUGUAUUUCUUGGAUUUGGGGAGCUUGUUUGGGGCCAGGCCAUAGCAACUAUUCCAACAAGCAGGUUAAAGUUUCUAAAGGCAGCAGGUCAUCUGACUCAGAAAGAGGAGAUUCCAGACGAAGAACUAAAUGAAGAUGUUGAAGAAAUUGACUAUGCAGAACGAGAAUUACGACGUGGACAAAUUCUGUGGUUCCGAGGUCUAAACAGGAUACAAACACAGAUCGAGGUAGUCAAUACUUUCAAGAGUGGCACUUCCUUUCAGGGGGCUCUAAGACGGCAGUCCUCCGUCACAAGCCAGCACCAGGAUAUAACCAAUAUCCGCGUCGUGAAGGCAUUCCGUAGCUCUCUUUAUGAAGGGUUGGAAAAGCCAGAGUCUAGAACAUCCAUCCACAACUUCAUGUCCCAUCCAGAAUUUAGGAUAGAAGACUCACAACCCCACAUUCCUCUCAUUGAUGAUACAGAUCUUGAAGAAGAUGUUGGUCUUAAGCAGAACUCAAGUCCACCAUCCUCCCCUAAUAAGAACAACAAUGCAAUUGAUAGCGGAAUCAACCUUACAACAGACACAAGCAAAUCAGCUACCUCUUCCAGUCCAGGAAGCCCAAUACAUAGCCUGGAAACAUCCCUUUAGCUGAGCGUACCAUUGCAAAAAAUGUAAUACAAUAAUACAAAACUAACAAAAAAAAUGACUUUUGGCUGACAAACUGUUUAAACUGUGGUGGUUUUUUUCACCAUUUGAAAUUGAUCACUAUUGUAAGUGAUACAAAAAAGUAACUGGUUAACCACCCCAAAAGCUAUGGUCCUGCAUGAAUGUAUAUUCCUGUCUUUUUGUUGCUAAGUGGGGGGCUUCCUUCUGAGGCAAUUCACUAUGACUUUUUCAAGUGCUUGUGUAGCAUGGACUCAUUUGUAUAGUUUUAAUUUAAAUUAUAAACUUUUUGAAGUUGCAAAGCUCAAGUUGCACAGUAUAUUUGCACCAGUUGGACAGAUGAAUCUAUUAAUAAGCAUUUAUGAAAUAUUAUAAAUAUAUAAAUAUAUAAAUAUAUAUACAUAUUGAUUAAUUUAAUCUUUCUUUGUUGGCAUGUUGCCUUGUUUCUGCUUAAAGAGCUUAUACAACUUACAACUGUUUCUGUUCUAAAGAGAAUGUAAUUUGUUUACAGCCUGUAGAUAUCUUGUUUAUUUGUAGGUUAAACCACUUCUGAUGAUGUAAUACACUAGCUCAAGCUUAUGAAUUCUGUUAUAUGGCCUAAAUGUUUUAUUACAGCUGUGUUCUGGCAUUGCCUGCUUUUUUGUUAAAUAGUGUAGAUACCGCUAGCAGACAACAAAAGAAGCCAAAAAUAACAGGACAUAAUAGUUGCAGUUAUAUCCUAUCAGUUGUAAAUGAUAUUGGGGACUAACCUGAAAGGCUUCCUUUGUUUCUACAGAAAUGUUAAGGAACAUUCUAUAUGAAACUUUUUUUAAUAAACUUUGUUUUGGUCAAACUCA